GUGAAGUGCUGUACAAUAUGGCGGACGAGAUUAUGGCGUUCUUCGAUAUUCGGCUGGCGGGCUGCGAUCCUUUCAAUACGCACGGCACGAUCGAAGUUUGCGGCAACGAACAGUUCAUGCUUGGCAGAGACUCGAACUGUCGUUACAGCUGGCAUGACGACUUUACGAUCUCCAGAGAGCAUCUUCGCGUCCAUUGCAUUCUGUACGAACAAGAUCCGAUUGCUGACAUCGCUCCAUUCGUCUAUGCAACCGAUGUUUCAGCUAACGGCACCUACUUAAAGAAGAGCAACGCAGAGUGCAAUGGCUCACAAGGUCGUGGCGUCUUGAUGGGCAAAAACGGCACUUUCCUCCUCGACGAUGGAGACGAGCUGCAACUGUCAGAGACCGUCACUUUGAUCUACCACUCAUUCGGAACGGUCAAACACUGCGUUCUCACGUCGAUGCAGGAGCGCGAGAAGUUGAGUCUUGCUUCUCGGUACCUCAUCACUGGCCGCUUGCUCGGCGAAGGUGGGUAUGGCAAAGUGCUCAUUGGCAUCGAUCAGAAGAGUCAGCGCCAGCUUGCUUGCAAGAUCGUUAAUCUCGAGAAGCUUUAUGAUCGGCGUGUUAUCCUGCGUGGACCUACAAGCAAUGGACAGUGGACUUCGAGUCAAGCGAUCAGCCAACUUCCUGAGAAAAUCCAGAGCUGUUUCCGAGAAUUCGACAUUCUGAAGGAUCUCAGCCAUCCCAACAUCGUCCAUAUACAGAAAGUGUUUUGGAGCCGGAGGACGAUAUAUAUGUUUCAGGAGCUCGUCACCGGUGGCGACCUUUUCUCGUACAUCGAGUACAAGCAAGGCAAGAUCCCAAGCAUCGAGUCAGCAGUCAUCAUUCGGCAAGUCUUGAAGGGCGUGGAAUACCUGCACGGUCAAGACAUUGUGCAUCGCGAUCUGAAGCCUGACAACAUCCUGAUGACCUCGCUCGACAGCGGCGCACGCGUAAUCAUAACAGACUUCGGUAAUGCACGCUUUCUACCCAACGCUAACACUCAACACGACUUAACGGACAGCAAGCUGAGACGAAUGUUCAGCAUUGUGGGCACCUUGGAGUACACUGCACCGGAGAUCCACAGAGCGAACGAGGCGAUUCCCCGCGCUUGGGGUUACUCUUUGAGUGUCGACAUGUGGUCUAUCGGGUCGAUAACGGCAGCUAUACUUACUGGCGAGCAGAUCUUCAGCUGCCGACAAAACGGCCCCUUCGAAGAAGAUGCUCGACGCGUCAUCGUUCAACUUGCUGCGCAAUGCGACCUAAGCGUCCUCGACGAUGAGUAUCAUCCGCUGUGGGGAUCAAUCGCCUCUGCACCGAAAGACUUCAUCAAGCGUCUGCUAGUCUUAGAUGAAGAAGACCGCAUGUCGGCGACAGAGGCUUUGAGCCAUAUCUGGUUCACACAUCCAAUGAUGGCGGCAGAAUUUGAAGCUCAGUACGAACGAUCUAUCAGGAAAUGGCGUCCGCGCCGCAAAGACGACCAACUCAUUGAACAGAUUUCGACCUCGAAGCCAACCCCAAAACCAGUGCAGUCCUUUGAAAGCGCGCCUGCUGACGAGACGGCCUCUUGCUUCUUCAAGCACAAGCAUGCACCGUUCCAGGAGAGCCCCGUCAACGAUCUCGAGUACGCACAUGAGCCACAGACUAAUGAUCAGUUCGCAAGCCAACCCAUGCCCUAUUCUCACGACAACACUUGUGCAGAAGUCAAUCCUCAAGAAUUCUAUCAGAACGACGAAUACACCCAGCUCGAGGGCAACUACGAUGCGGCGCCUCACUGGGCUUCUGACGAUCAACAAACAAACGCCAAGCCAAUUGGAUCUGGUCCUCCGGCACCCCAAUCGAGAAGGUACAAAGUUCCAACCGAAGCGACACCCGGACAGCUUCAACGUGUAGGUACGACCACACGGGGUAGGUACUUCCAGAGGGAGAUCGUUGACCUUGACGAUCUCGACGGACCUGUUCACAGUGUCAGAGAUGAUGGCGUACAUCCGCGAGCUAUUCGAAGAGAGGAAACUGUUCAGGUGCGCACAACUCCGUCUGCAGACAGUGAAGCGUAUGACGGCGUAGACCGAUGGUGGCAUCAUCGCUACCCGCAAACACAGUACCACUACGACACACAGGCAGAGCCUAACACUCAAGAAGAAGAUCAGGUUCUGGCGCAGGAGACUCCUCCAGAGCUAUUUUUGAAGCCUCAGAAGGAUCUAUUUGCUCAUGCUUCCAAGAAAUCGCAAGGAUGUCGGCAAGUGUACGAAGAACCCUUCGCUUACAAGGUCAGCAAGCCGAGGAAGGUAUAUGGCCGACACCAUUGAUCUAAAGAUUUUCUCUACGAAUGAUCUGCGACAUGAUUGACUCUACGAUCUAGCAAAGGAGUGAUAGCAGGCCUGGUAUUUCAAGUGUAUCUCACAAUGUAGCACCGAGGAUUGUCUGCUCAUAUUGCUGACAUGUAGAGGGCAUCCAUUCUGUCGGUCUUAGAAGACAGGCGAUUACUCAGUGCCGUCUUGCCUUGUGCAUUGUGUUAGUUCAGGUCUUCGUUCAUGCUUUUCCCACCCGUCUUUGUUCGGAGACUUCGGUCGAAGAUCACCAAUUGACACGGUGCGAUUGUGUCUCAUUCCACACAUUGUGAGAAUGCUGCACAAUUUUGGUGUUGCUAC
Molecule: messenger RNA, 2669 nt
Organism: Didymella exigua CBS 183.55
Lineage: Eukaryota; Fungi; Ascomycota; Dothideomycetes; Pleosporales; Didymellaceae
Product: kinase-like protein
Exons: 3
Coding region: 18-2327 (769 amino acids)
Biological process (GO): meiotic recombination checkpoint signaling; protein phosphorylation
Cellular component (GO): nucleus; cytoplasm
Molecular function (GO): ATP binding; protein binding; protein serine/threonine kinase activity
Source: RefSeq, a predicted model, not a curated record